CUCCCACUCCCACUCCCACUCCUACACAAGCUGCGAGGCUGCAGGGCACACAUCGCCAAGCAAUCUGCAAUCCUCUGACCUCUCGCUCUCGCUCUCGCCGCCACCCGCACACCAACACGCACGCCCGGCUCAGCAGCUCAAGCGCGGACAGCAACCAAUGGCAAGAACCUGCGCGCGCGGCCGUCUCCUCCUCAUCGGCCUCGCCGUGCUGGCCCUCCACCACGUGGCGUGCGCCGCGGCCGCGCUCCGGGCGUCAGCCAUCUCCGCGGCGCCCGAGUACCCGCCCCCGCGCCUUCCCAAGCAGCACCACUCCCACUCCGCGCUCCCGCCGGCGCUGUCGCCUGACAUAAUGCCGGUCCUGCCCUCCCCCGCCGAGGACGGCGCCGCGCCGCCGCUGUCCGACGUCGUGCCCACCAUCCCGUCCAGCCCGAGCCCGCCCAACCCGGACUCGCUCGAGCCCAACUCGGCCCUCGCGCCGUUCGGCUACGCGCCCGCCGUCGCGGCGCAGUCCGCCGCCCCCGCGCCGGCCCGGGCCGCGGCCAGCGUGGCGUGGGCGCUCCCCGUGGGGCUGUUGGCCAUGUGGUUGGUGUAGUGGAGUGGACAGCCAUGGCCCUCGACUCCUCGUGGAUGGUACAGCAGCUGCAGAGACUGGGGCAGAGCAUGUCGCAGCCCGAUCGGGAUCCCCUGACGUCUUGGUCGCUGACGCGUGAGAUCGGGACGACGUAGCGAUGGCUUCGACGUCAGUCGCAGCCUUCGGGCGUGCAGGAGGAAAAGUUGGUCAUUGGUUGGUUGGGUUGGCUCUGCAGCUUGCACUCUUGUCCUUGUGAAGAACUGUUACUUCGUUUCAUCAGUUUUUAGUGCUCUCUCCUGUAAAUUUUAGUUUUCUUUUUCAUUCAUAUUUUUGGGAGGAGUUACAGUAUGUUAUAGCCUUUUGUUUUGUAACCUUUGUCAUGUGGAGAUUAUUUGGGUGAUUCUUGUAAUAAAUUUUGAGGGAUUAUAGUUAAUUUAUCAA
This is a messenger RNA of Phragmites australis (common reed), 1012 nucleotides long. RefSeq names its product classical arabinogalactan protein 26-like. Lineage: Eukaryota; Viridiplantae; Streptophyta; Magnoliopsida; Poales; Poaceae. Bases 158 to 592 code for a protein of 144 amino acids. The transcript has a single exon. The record is from RefSeq and is a predicted model, not a curated record.